Molecule: messenger RNA, 743 nt
Organism: Zychaea mexicana
Lineage: Eukaryota; Fungi; Mucoromycota; Mucoromycetes; Mucorales; Lichtheimiaceae
Exons: 3
Coding region: 225-494 (89 amino acids)
Source: RefSeq, a predicted model, not a curated record
CGCUUCGGCGUGUUCGUCCCUGCAAGAGCACACUACCGCUUCGGCGCGUCAGUCCCUGCUAGAGCACACUACCGCUUCGGCGCGUCAGUCCCUGCCAGAACACACAGACGACACGCUCUCUGAUCGAGAUGUGCAGAUGGAGGAUCCAUCGUAUGACUUUGUGUCGUAUGAUGUUGGAGCCUUCAAUUUAAUGCCUUCUUCGGCUUUGUUGGCGGACGCUUCUGAUGUGCGGCAUGAAGGUGAUACUUCUGUCGAAAAUCCAUACUUUUUCGAGCAUACGACCGCUUCGGCGUGUUCGUCCCUGCAAUAUGAGCAUACGACCACUUUUGUGCGUUCGUCCCUGCCAUCACGACAAAAACGAUCGUGGCAUACCGCCUUUGGCGUGUCCCUGCCUGAUCAUGUUGAGGACUCUCCCGAGGACUCUCCUGCCGAUUUGCAGCCGAUGGAAGCUGAGGAUGAAUCCCCAGCUCGGUCUGACCUCCAACGCUACAUAGCGAUGACCGAUGAUGAGCUUUUGGCUCUCAUCAACCCCUCCACCGACGCCGUAACCACCACCGCCACCCCAGAACCCGCCGCCUCUUCUCUCCCGCUCCUCACGUCAGAGGAUCUUGAUGCCAUCCGUGCUCAAGUUGCCGCCGAGGCCGAGGAAGAUGACAGUGGUUCCGUCUCUUCUCUCCCUUCUCUCCGUUCGGAAGAUCUUGCUGCUCUCCGUGCUCAGCUCGACGCUGAGGCAGAAGAUCUUG